Molecule: messenger RNA, 2826 nt
Organism: Zonotrichia albicollis (white-throated sparrow)
Lineage: Eukaryota; Metazoa; Chordata; Aves; Passeriformes; Passerellidae
Gene: NMUR1
Product: neuromedin U receptor 1
Biological process (GO): neuropeptide signaling pathway
Cellular component (GO): plasma membrane
Molecular function (GO): neuromedin U receptor activity
Source: RefSeq, a predicted model, not a curated record
GGCUCCACGGGGCAGUGAUUCGGGUGACCCAGGGAUGGCGCAUCUGGAAGUCGGAGACCUCGGGAAGCCGCUGGGUCCAUCCGCACGUCCCCGGGAUGAGCCCGGACAAGCGGGCGCUGUACAGGCUCCCGUGCCGGGGCUGAUCGAUGCUUCACUCACCAGCGAGGCCACGCAGAUGACAAAUGCCGGCGUUGUGACGGCUGCCGGAGGGGCAGGAGACGUCUGUGCCGCCCUCCCCUGGGACUCUCAGAGUCGAUGGAGUUUAUUACCUUAACGUUAUUUCCUCUCUCUGGAGGGCAGCUUUUGGGCAGUGCUGCCUGGUAGAUAAGGAGCCAGCCCCUGGCAGGGGCAGGGUCUCGGCACCGCGAUUUCUUUGGCCAGCGGUGGGAAGGGAACCCCUGGCACAGCCCCCAGGCUCUCAGCUGACAGCGGACCAGAGGCAGAAGGUGGAUAAGGGCAGGCGGCUUCUCCGAGCUGAGCUCCGAGGGGAAAGCAGCGGCGGGAUUUCUUUUGCCUGCCUCUUAAGGCAGUGAAGUCUCCAUCCCCUCCCACGUUCCCUCCCCAGCCCUGACCCUGUCCGGCGCAGGGGUGGUGGGACCUCAGCGUUCAUCUGGAGUUUCCCAACGAGCCCCAUGAAUUCCUAUGUCAACUGCUCCAGUUCCGAGUUCCCUCUGCCCCAGCAAGACUUCUCUGUGGAGCCCAUCAGCCCUGAUCUCAGCAACAGGACUCACCCAGAGACCUUUUUUGACCCUAAGGAUGCCAACCUGACAGAGGAGCAGCUGCGGGAUAAGUACCUGGGACCUCGACGGUCCAACUUCUUUGUCCCAGUCUGUGUCAUUUACCUGCUGAUCUUCUUGGUGGGGGCUGUGGGCAACACGCUCACCUGCAUCGUCAUCCUGCGGCACCGCUUCAUGAGGACACCCACCAACUACUACCUGUUCAGCCUGGCCGUGUCUGACCUGCUGGUGCUGCUGCUGGGGAUGCCUCUGGAGCUCUAUGACAUGUGGAGCAACUACCCCUUCCUGCUGGGGGCCAGUGGCUGCUAUUUCAAGACGCUGCUCUUCGAGGCUGUCUGCUUCGCCUCCAUCCUCAACGUCACGGCCCUGAGCGUGGAGCGCUACAUCGCUGUGGUGCACCCGCUCAAAGCCAAGUACGUGGUGACUAGGAACCACGCCAAGAGGGUCAUUGUCACCAUCUGGGUCUUGUCAGUCAUCUGCUCCAUCCCCAACACCAGCCUCCAUGGGCUGCAGCCUCUCUAUGUGCCAGGACGGGGGCGGGUGCCCGAUUCAGAGAUCUGCACCCUGGUGAAACCACGCUUGACCUACAAUCUCAUCAUCCAGGUCACCACCAUCCUCUUCUUCUUCCUGCCCAUGGGCACCAUCAGUGUACUCUACCUCCUUAUUGGGCUGCAGCUCAAGAAAGAAAAGAUGCUGGAAGCCUUGGGAGCCAAGAACGGCAGCAGCCGCAACUGCCACAGCCGCCAGGGGCAGAAGAAAGUCAAGAGGAGGCAGGUCACAAAGAUGCUGUUCGUGCUGGUGGUGGUGUUUGGCAUCUGCUGGGCUCCCUUCCACACCGACCGCCUCGUCUGGAGUUUUGUAUCCACCUGGACCAGCAGCAUGCUCCACAUGUUCCAGUACGUCCACAUCAUCUCGGGCGUCUUCUUCUACCUGAGCUCGGCCGCCAACCCCAUCCUGUACAACCUGAUGUCCAGCCGCUUCCGGGAGAUGUUCCGGGAGGCGCUGUGCCGGCCCGGGCGCCGCCCGCCCUGGGGACACUCGCCCAGCGUCACCCGCACCGCCAGCCGCAGCACCGAGUGUGAGCCCGCGCCCGGCGCGCUGCCCCUCGCCCACGCCGAGGAGUACGAGCUGCAGGACGUGCAGGGGGGCCAGGCCAGCAGGCACGCACUGUCCCUCUGCUGAAGAGUGGGAGCACAGGGACUCUGGGGCCGGCUUUCCUCGCUGAUGGCUUCCAUCUGACUGUGGCACUUGUGCUGUGGUGGGGAGCAGGAGCGAGGGGGGUCCCUGCCUCUCUGUGCUGUCCCACCGGCAUGGAAAGGCUGGUUGUGUCAGCAGCACUGCUGCAGGGACAUGCUGGCAGUGACCUCGCUGUGCCCUGGAUGCACAGCAAUGCAUCCCGCUGUCCUCAGCACCAGGCCCUUGUGGUGUGGGGACACUGACUUCUGUCAGGGAUAUGUCAGCAAUCCAUAAAAAUAUUCCAUCCCUCCUGGCCCAGUGGGAUGAACCUGCAGGUACUGGAGAUGGGGGCUUAGGCAUCCCAGGCUGUUUUGGGACACAGGGAUGGAUGGGUGCCCCCAGAGGUGCUUGCUCUUGGGCUGAGAUCCAGGGCUGUGUGAGAAGUUUGCAUGGGAUUGUGGAAAAACCCCAUUCAUGGGGGAAAAAUGUUCUGUGGGUGCCUUCUCCCUUGAGACUCUUCAGGGCUGUCUGGCACCAGUGUAACCCUGAUUUUGUGGCACAUCUCUUCAGUGGUGCCAGCUGGUGCCUGGCUGCAGGGUGCUGGUACAGCUCCUUGCUCCCAGCCUUUCCAUGCCCUGCAUUCCCACCCUUUGAGGGCAAGGGAAGCAGCACGGCUGCUCCCUCCAGAGCUGGAGUCCAGGGUGGGGGAAAUAUGAGACAAAGGGAUCUCCAGGCUGUCUGUAGUGCCAAGGCAGAGCUCCAUAACUGUCUGUGUUACAUGAAUAUGCUCCCCUCUCUGACCAGCAUGUGCUGGGUGCCAAUCUCUCCUUCCUCUGCCCACCGUGGCCACCUGAACAUGUGGGGAGCCCUCCUCCAUCCUUGCCCUCAGCCCCUUCCAUGGGCUGAGCCUCAC